Messenger RNA from Arabis nemorensis, 1506 nucleotides. The record is from the annotation of a GenBank genome assembly. Lineage: Eukaryota; Viridiplantae; Streptophyta; Magnoliopsida; Brassicales; Brassicaceae.
AUGGUGGAAACCAAAUCAAGAACAGCGAAGAAGACGACAUUCGCUUGUCUCUCCAUAUCUAGAAGAAGAAGAAACAGCAAUGGUGUGUUUGAAUCUGAAGAAACGGCGAUGUUUGAACAAGUUGGUGGUAAAAGAAUCUCGGUUUUGUGUGGGUUAGGUUAUUGGGUACAAGGUUCAAGAUGUUUCCCUUGGCUUGCACUUAACUUCCAUAUGGUUAAUAGCCUUGGGCUCCAACCAUCGACGCUUCAGCUUGUGCAAUACUCUUGCAGUCUUCCUAUGGUGGCUAAACCUCUCUAUGGUGUUCUCUCAGAUGUUAUUUACAUCGGAAGUGGCCGUAGAGUUCCUUACAUCGCCAUUGGAGUGUUUCUGCAGAUUUUAGCAUGGGGUUCAAUGGCGACGUUCCAAGGAGCUAGGGAAGUUCUUCCUUCUCUUAUGGCAUUUGCCAUGCUUAGUAACCUUGGAGCAUCAAUCACUGAGGUUGCGAAAGACGCUCUUGUUGCGGAAUACGGACUGAGAUACCGAAUAAACGGUCUCCAGUCUUAUGCGCUCAUGGCUUCAGCAGCUGGUGGAGUCUUAGGAAACUUACUUGGAGGAUAUCUCUUACUCAGAACACCUCCUAAGAUCUCCUUUCUUGUUUUCACCGGUCUGUUGUCUCUGCAGCUCCUUGUUUCUCUAUCUUCCAAAGAAGAAUCUUUUGGUUUACCACGGAUAACAGAAACAACCUCGGUUUUGAGAAGCUUAAAGAAACAGUUUUCGAAUCUUCAAGAAGCAAUUCAGGCGGAGGAAAUCUCCAAGCCUCUGAUUUGGGCAGUAGCAUCCAUUUCAAUGGUCCCACUUCUCUCGGGAUCAGUCUUCUGUUACCAAACUCAAGUUCUAAAUCUCGAUCCUUCGAUUAUUGGAAUGUCGAAAGUGAUUGGACAACUGAUGCUUCUUUGUCUAACCGUUGUCUACGAUAGAUACUUGAAGACACUUCCCAUGAGACCACUGAUCCAGAUCGUCCAACUCUUGUACGCGUUAUCGAUCCUCCUCGACUAUAUCUUGGUGAAGCAAAUAAACCUCGGAGUUGGAAUCUCCAACGAGGUUUUCGUGCUCUGUUUUUCUAGCUUAGCAGAAAUCCUUGCUCAGUUUAAACUCCUUCCGUUUGCGGUCCGAAUAGCCAAUAUGUGUCCUCAAGGCUGUGAAGGAUCAGUAACCUCUUUUCUUGCUUCAGCUCUGUGUCUAUCACAAAUAGUUAGCGCAUUCUUAGGCGUAGGAUUGGUUAAUCUGAUGGGUAUAACAUCAAGUAACUAUUCAAACCUACCUUCAGGGCUUGUCAUACAGUCUCUAGCAGCUAUGGUGCCUUUGUGCUUCAUGCAUUUUGUCCCAAUGUCAGAAACUGUUGUUGAGAAAGAAGGUAGAAAAGGUAUAAGCAAGAGAAGCAGGAGAAAUCGACGAGUUGGGAGAGUAUCACAUCAAGAAAAUGUUACUUAUCGAAGAGAAAGAGAGUCAGAAGAAGUACAAAGAUAG